AUGGCCAAAUCCAACACCAAGAAGAAUAAGGGCUCCAGAAGACAUCAAAAACCAAGCUCCAGAAAGAGAUCACAGUCCAGCACUGACUUUAGCCGAAAUUACUCACUCUACAUUCGCAGGGUCCUAAAAGAAGUGGAUCCCCAGAAGAGUAUAUCAUCUCACACUGUGGACAUCAUGAACACCAUGAUCAACAACAUUUUUGAAUGCAUUUCUACGCAAGCCUACAAUCUGAUGUGUUUCAGAAAUCGCUGUACCCUCACCCAUGAAGAUAUCCAGAAGGCAAUGUAUAUGCUGUUUCCUGGAAAACGAUCUAAGUAUGCAGUGACUUUUGGAAGUGAAGCUGUACAAAGAUAUGUCCACUCCAAAAACAAUGUACCACGUUAA
Phyllostomus hastatus (greater spear-nosed bat) is the source of this 384-nucleotide messenger RNA. Its product is annotated as histone H2B subacrosomal variant-like. Lineage: Eukaryota; Metazoa; Chordata; Mammalia; Chiroptera; Phyllostomidae. The record is from RefSeq and is a predicted model, not a curated record. Gene Ontology annotation, cellular component: nucleosome. The coding region runs from base 1 to 384 and encodes 127 amino acids. The transcript has a single exon. Gene Ontology annotation, molecular function: structural constituent of chromatin; DNA binding; protein heterodimerization activity. Gene Ontology annotation, biological process: nucleosome assembly.